UGGUUAACGUGUGCAUGAUGUCUGUCAUUGACUCAAGUGUCAUAGUUUCGAUUCCCCACUUGUAUGUGACAAGGAGUAAGGUUACUGUCCAACCUCGUCGGUUUUCUCUGGGUUCUGUGGUUUCCUCCCACUGCUAAAGACCCCUAUGUGCAAGCGAAUUAAUGAAAUAAGAUUGAACCAUAUGUUAGUCCCAAAAUGACCUAGUUUGUGUCAAGUCGACGUUAAACCCCAUUUCUCACUAUUAUUAGCUUUAAAGAAAUCGAUGGGUCAUCGUGUUUGUGUGUUUUUGUGCAUGUAUAUAUAUUUUGUUUUAAUAUAUACACUCAGUAAAAAAGUUAAACACCCCCUGUAGUUUUCACAAUGAAACCCUGAUAAUUUAAAUGUGGUAUUGAAAUGACAUUCUUCAUCACCAACCACAAUGUUGAAUUGUGUUUUUAACUCUAAACUCUUUGCUUAUUGUCACUCCCUUUUUUGUUUCAAAUACCGCAUCUCAGAAUUAUUUUCAGUUUCAUGCCAAUCUGAUUACAAUACAGAUCUAUAUUUCGUUUUGUUUUUUAUACUUUCGAUGGCCUACACUACAUGAAGAUCUGAACGGUUGUAGUGGUCAAGUCAGGGGUCUUACGAGCGGCCUUUGACCCUAUGAUGUCAGACAUUGAUUAAUCAGUCAGCGUUGACGGUUCCGUGCAUCACAUGCCAAGAACUCGUUGUAACAGACCGUUAUAUUGGCUAAUCCCUGACAUCAUCAAGAACGCGAGUUAUAUAACAACUCUUCCAGUUCAUAGUGUAGUAAAGACAAUAAAUAUUUGAAUUUUAAAAAACCGAUACAGAAUAUGAUCUGUGUUUUAAGUUUAAUCAAAUUGGUAUUAUGAUUAAAAUCUUAAAACUUGAUAAACUCUUUAUGUUAGAGAUGUAUUUUUACAAAUAACAGUUGUAUUUCUGAGGUCAUAUUAUCAGGGUUUCAUAAGUUAAGUCAUUGUGAAAAAUGUUUAAAAGUUUUUACUGUGUGUAUAUUAGAUGGUUGUAUAUUGUAAAAUCAUUUCGUAUCAUUUCUAAAUUAUUUGUUUAAACUGUUGUCAGAAAUUCUGAUAAUAUUAAACUACCUCCUUACCGCCAUUAAAUAUACUUCGAUUUAAAGUUUAUACAUUGUUAAAGUCUCUGACCUUCAUUUGUAAUUAGGCUUCUAAUUUGUAAUUAGGAAAAAUAUCUAAUUAACACAGGUGGGAACUGGAGUCCUGCGACUUGGACUCAAGUCGGACUUAUGUCACACCAAUGACCCGAUGGGUGACUUGACUUGAAAUAUUUAUUGCGACUCAAGGCUUGCGACUUGAAAGAGAUUUGGACUCGAAAGAGAUUUGGACUCGGGUCGCAGCGUGGGGGCAUAACUCUAACUUACCUUAUUCGGCAUGAAUCGCUGACUCAUUGGUGAACUGGUGAUUUGAACGGGACUCAGGCUUUUUAAAGACUUAGGACUCGACUUGGUACUUAAGUCAGCAGCUUAGGACUCGACUAAGACACGAGGUGCGAUGACUUGGUCCCACCUCUGCUAAUUUCCCUCGACUUAAUUCACACCAUAAUGUACCGGUACUCAAAUAGAUUAUUUAAAAUUUAAUUUAAAUAAAUAAAAUUAAAAUAUCAAUCGGAUUAAAAAGAGACCCAUCAGAAAUAACCAUAGGUGGCACUGGCUUCUCAUUAACUGCAUUGUAUGGUGGAUGUCAUAUUUUCAAUUCCAUAUAUCUUUGUCAAUACUGAAUGAAAUGGAAUAAUUUUUGGACGGAUACUCCUUGUAGAGAUUGGGGGGUUGGAUGGCCGAAUGGUUAGCAUGUGAGCGCUGUAUCAUAAGGCCUGUCAUCGAGUCAACUGGUGUGCUUUCGAAUCCCCGGUUGUACGUGACAAGGAGUAAUGUCACCUGUCUAACCUCGUGGGUUUUCUCCGGGUCCUCAGGUUACCUUCCACUGCUAAAGACCCCUACGCGCACACGAAUUAUUGAAAUAAAAUUGAACCAUUUGUUAGUCCCGAAAUGACCUAGUUUGUGACGAGUGGACAUUAACCCUCUCUCUCUCUCUCUCUCUGUAAAUACUGACUCUAAUGGAAUUAUUAUUGGAGUGAUAUUAGAGAUUUAUCUUCCACAGUAUUGUAGUUUGUAAGGGAUUUUCUUCGAUCCCUGCAUUGGCCGAGAAAGUUCAUAUAGAUUUUCCGGCGUGGUUGCCCCUUGUCAGUGUAGCGUAUGCCUGCCGUCAUUAGCCCAGUUCGGAACAGAACAGUAGAAUGUUAAACCCCAUUUCAUUUCUGUAAGGGAUUCAAAAUGAGGGUCAGAGACUUUAAUUAAUCCACAAUUAAAUAUGGAUUCCUUGAUUGACAUUUUAAUAUUGACACUUUAGUGUGUUGGUAGGCCUAUAUAUAUAUAUAUUGAAGAAUUGGAGAUUAAUUUUGAUUUUAACCCAAGAUUAAUAGAUUAGUGUUUGCUUCCGUCAGACAAAUCUUUACUUUGUUCGUUUUCUUGAGAUUUAUUAUUUGAUUUGGUGAAAAUAGUUUCACUUUAUUUCUCACAUUUAUAAGUUUUCCAAAUCAUUUUUGUUCAUAUGUUUGCCAUUUAAAAUAGCCUAUUAGCCAGAUUUUAUUGUUAAUUCUUUUUCUCGUAGUCAGAAAAGGUUCGUUCAAUUUAUCAUUUACGUAACAAAUUAGUUAUGUUUUGGAAUAAAUUUAUAAAAAAUUUUUUAAAGUUUUUUCUGUUGUUCUUUUUUAAACUAUCAUCAUUAGUGAUGGAGUAGGUUUCAAAAUUUCUUGGAUACGUUCACUUGUGAUCGAUAAAAAUAUUUAACCAUUUAAAAGGUACCGAAGAUCGAGGGAAUAGGGAGACUAUCAGAUACGUAGGAAAGUCAAGAACCUUUCUUACGUCAAUAAGAUCUGGCUCAUGGAGGAAAACACAAAAUGGAAAAUUCGAGGCUAAAAGAUUUUUUAUUCCAUUUGCAGAGCAUCUCUCCUGAAAGUCAGAGAACAGAUUCUCCCAGCACUACUCGUGGUCAGCGUCGUGCUCGAACAAAAACGGAUAGUCCAAAUCCUAAAAGUCGCGGCGACAGACGCAGGGAACCAGAUGGAGGCAAGCCAAGAGGAACGGAGACUUUCAGUCUCAGUAAGGCCGGAACGUCAAAUAAAUCCAGCAGUCAAAAAACAGAUUCAAAUCGACCUUCAGAAACUAAAGUUCCGAAACUUCGUAAAGGUGACACUCAAGGCCCCCUUGCUGUUGGUGAUAAAGAUAAGGAGUUAAAAGUCGUCUUAGAGAAGUACGUGGUACGACCGGCUCCCCUACCACCCCCACCAUCACACGUUGAACUCGCGAAUGGCAAGAAACAUUGUUUAAACAGAUUGCUAUGGAUGAAAGUGUUCACGUAUCUUGAAGAAAGCGAGUUGUGUUUAUGUAUGGCCAUUUGUAAGACAUGGAAUAGGUGGUGUCUGGAUAGGAAGCUCUGGAGGACACUCGAUCUCUCGCGUAAACGACUCAAACAAGUUCAUCUAAUUGGUAUUGUUAAACGACAGCCCUCAAACCUUGUGUUGGUGUCAAGCGUUAUUUCCCAGAAACAACUGGUGUGGCUCGUCUCGCGAUUACCGCAACUUCAGACCCUAGAUCUAACUUAUUGCUCGUGGGCAACUAUCUGUGGAUUGUGUUCAGCCUCGUGCCCGUUUUUGAAAUCCCUUUUAUUAAAAUGGGCUGUAGGAAUACGUGAGAACUGUUUUCGGGAUUUGGUUUUGCCACCAGUCGAUGGUAAACCUGGAUUAAACGAAGUUAGUCGUUUGAUACGUCUGCGGAAUUUAGAUUUAUCAGGUUGUGAGAUAACGGAUCAGUCGCUAGAGCUCAUUGUGGAGUACAUGCCCAGAUUGGAGACCCUCGGACUAAGUUACUGUAUGAGGCUCACAGACGAUGGCAUCGAAAAACUCUUUCUCGAGUCCAGUCCUCUACGAAGUUCACUGAGUGAAUUACAACUAUCAGGGUGCUGUCAGCUAUCAGAGAAAAGUGUCGUACUAGCUUUCAAUUCGUGUGCAUCAUUGACAUCUCUGAGGUGUAAAAAUUGCCCCAAAAUAUCGCAAGAAAUGUGUCAGAGCUUUGUAGACUCUUUUAGACAACGGAGACUUGUGUUUUCACCCUCGAACAUGGUGAUUACAGCGACAACGUAGACUUGUGUUUUCACCCCCGAAAAUGGUGAUUACAGUGAGUAAUUAAACAUAGGCACUGUAAUCCAAGUAUUAUUUAAUCUUGUGUAUUUCACGCCAAUUUCUUUUAUAUUCAUUCAAUAUCAAAUCUCUGUUUAAA
Molecule: messenger RNA, 4306 nt
Organism: Patella vulgata (common limpet)
Lineage: Eukaryota; Metazoa; Mollusca; Gastropoda; Patellidae
Product: lysine-specific demethylase 2B
Exons: 1
Coding region: 2929-4170 (413 amino acids)
Biological process (GO): SCF-dependent proteasomal ubiquitin-dependent protein catabolic process; regulation of transcription by RNA polymerase II; protein demethylation
Cellular component (GO): SCF ubiquitin ligase complex
Molecular function (GO): transcription coregulator activity; histone demethylase activity; protein binding
Source: RefSeq, a predicted model, not a curated record